Papilio polytes (common Mormon) is the source of this 3675-nucleotide messenger RNA. RefSeq names its product cell death abnormality protein 1-like. The transcript is spliced from 8 exons. The coding region runs from base 95 to 2410 and encodes 771 amino acids. NCBI's taxonomy places the organism in Eukaryota, Metazoa, Arthropoda, Insecta, Lepidoptera, Papilionidae. The record is from RefSeq and is a predicted model, not a curated record.
CUUUCAUACAAAUCGGUUGCGUUAAAACGUCAUCGAAUUUCUCGACACGCGACUGGUAGCUCGUGUAAUGACUUUGCGUUGAAAGCUCUUUAAGAUGUUUAUAAAGUUUGUGCUUGUGGUUUUUUUUGUUUGUUACUUGGAUGUGUUUUGUGAUGCAAUCCAGCCCGGAGACCCUGGAGUAUGUAUUGUGCAAACCAGCUUUAAAAAUUAUCGAUGGAAGACAUUUUAUGUGCAUGUAUCAAAAUGGUGCGGUAGAACCAGAUGUGUAGAGAAGAGAAGAAGAAAAGAAACGUUCAUCGUGACGAGGAAUCAGACGGUUUGCUGUAAGGGCUGGGGCUACCGCAGCAUGGACGACAGCUGCGGCCCCCUGUGCAGUACGGGCUGCCUCGGAGGACGCUGCAUCGAGCCCGACCGCUGCCACUGUGACCCGCCUGCGCGCCUCGACCCUGAGCGACCCAACGUCUGCCUGUUUCCCGUCUGCGAAUCGCCCUGCCACAAUGCUCACUGUGUCGCCGACAACAAAUGCGAAUGCGACCCUACCUACGAAAGGCAUAACACCACGCACUGCUAUCGUUGUGAUCCAGGGUACGCCAUCGAUAACGACUUCAACUGCGCCCCUGUCUGCGACCAACCUUGUAGCAACGGACAAUGCAUCGGACCAAACAUCUGUGGAUGCUCCUCCGGUUAUACGGUCAAUGACACCUUCACUUGUGUACCGGUGUGUAAAAAUGCUUCGGUCAAUUCAAUUUGCACCGCCCCAAAUCAUUGGACAUGUUUGGCGGGUUAUACUGAAGUUAAUAGUACUUGCGUUCCGCGAUGUGACUCUUGUGAACAUGGCCAAUGUGUUGGACCAAAUGUUUGUGCUUGCGAUGCCGGAUAUACAAACGGGAGUAGCGGCUGUGUUCCAGCAUGUAACCACACUUGUGAGAACGGUGUAUGCUCGGCGCCCAACGUGUGUUCCUGUAACGAAGGUUACGUCAAAGACGAUGACUUCCGCUGUGUAACGCCGUGCCGCAAGGAGUGCCCGGGCGGCUGUGACGACGAAGGUGUAUGCCUCGACUGCAGCGUUCCAUUUAGUCCCGUGAGUGGAAGGAGGCCUCGGGAUAGAGUGAUGAUAGAAAAGCCUGCGUGCUGUUCAGGAUGGAAGUACGACUCUAAUACCAAGAAGUGCAACUUCUAUUGUAGAUUCGGUUGCGAGAGAGGCACGUGCGUGGGCCCCAAUGAAUGCAGUUGUGAACCGCCGCUGCAGCUGGUCAACCACAGAUGCGUGGAACCUGAGUGCGACCCGCCCUGCCAACAUGGACAAUGUCAUCCAAACAACACUUGCAUUUGUGAUGCAGAUUUCGAGAAAAUUAAUUCGUCAUACUGUGCACCUAAAUGCGAGCCUGGAUAUGAACGUCAGUGUAUUAACGGCACUUGCGCUUCCGAUGUCCAUUCCGAUCCACUGUUGUGCAGACCCGUAUGCGAGUCGGAGUGUAUUCAUGGUGUUUGCGUAGCUCCUGGCGUCUGCAAAUGUAAUGAAGGAUAUAAGAAUGAUGGUUCGUCGGAAUGCAAGCCGGUGUGCAAGGCGUGCGGCAACGGCACUUGUGUGGCUCCCAACAAAUGUCAAUGCUUCAAAGGUUAUUCUACUGAUGAACAAGGGUUAUGCGUACCUGAGUGUGAGACGCCGUGUGUCAACGGUUCAUGUUCGGAACCAAACGUUUGCUCUUGUCCUCAAAAUUAUACUUUAAAACGAACUGUAGAAAACAAUACUACGAUAGACAAAUGCUGGCCAGUUUGUUCACAAACCUGCGUCAAUGGAUACUGUAAGUUACCAAAUACUUGUGCCUGUGAGCCCGGUUUCGUGACGAUGAAUGAAAGUUCGACUAUCUGUCGCAAGGAAUGCGAUGGACCAUGUGAAAAUGGUGUUUGCACAUUAUUCGGACAUUGUGACUGCAAUCAAGAUUUUCAACUUGAAAAUGGAACAUGUGUUCCUGCUAAUAUUUCAAAGUUGGAUUGCGAUGCGUGUGGGGGGCACUGCAUAUUAGGCGACUGUCGCUGCGAUGACGACAGCCCCUGUUCUAUGACGGCCGCUGUUGAAACAGCCGAGAUCGAGUCCUCCGCCAGGUUAGCCGGUCUGGAGCUAUCGUGGGUGGUAGGAGGUGCUGUUAGCUUGCUAUUGCUUACACUUCUGAUUGCUGUCUUCGGUCACAUGUGGAAGAGAAGAAGGGACUAUGGAGUUAAAGCACCUGACAAUAAUAGUGGUGCUUUCAGUAGCGUGGCGUAUACUGUACCAGGUACCCUCUUAACUAUAGGAGAUGUGAGAAGAGAGGCCAGAGACAACGAGAACGACUACGACGAGGAAAACGAAGAUCCGAGCCGAGCUGCGGCAGAAACAUUACUGGAACAUAAAACCGUUCCUAAUGUAUAACACUGUUAGAACAUAAUUACGGAUUCCUCUGUCAAAAUGUAACAUUAUGUUUUUCGGUACUCCUCACCAUGCGAAUUUUGUCUUUUUUCUCAAAGAGAAAAAGAGGAAAGGCUUUAUUGUAGUACAUUAAGACGGUGGAAUUCCGUGGAUAUGACAAUGAUAGUACAAAAUAACGAAACAAAACAAAUGAAAGUACAUUUUAAAUUAUUUUUGUUUUAAAAAUGUUGUUCCAAAUUUAAAAUUUAUUGAACUAUAUAUUGAUAUUGAAAUUGAAUGGAUCUGCUUAUAUCAAAUUAUCUAAAGAAAGAAAAAAAUAUUUUUAUAGCGAUAUUUUAAACGCGAGUGGAUUUAUUUAUUUUAAUUUUAUAACUACCCUCAGCAAUAAAGUACUUGUAACUACCUACUUAUUAAUUACAUUUGUAAAUAUUUAAUGCCCGAUAUUUUUUUCCAUACUCAUUUAUUUUUAUUAUUUGUAAAAUUAAUUGCUAAUUAAUAUCUAUCUUUGAAAAAAAUAUUCUCUAGAUAAUAGCUAGCUAGCUAGCUAGCUAGCUAGAUAAUAGCUAACCAGACCUAGAGGAAGAUCGCCUAUGAGAUGGACCGACCAGAUUAGAACGGCAAUGGACGUACCCUUGCAUCAAUGUGCGAAAAAAGCAGCGUACAGGGAGGAGUGGCGGCGUCUUGUAAAGCGGGUCACUGAUACGUGAUAACCACGACGAGUCUGUAAAGACUCAAGCGACAAAAAAGAAGAAGAAGAUAAUAGCUGUUAAAAAGAUUUGAAUUGAGUUCCACAACAAAAAUAUGAAUUAAAAUAGAGUAUAAUUCCACUAAUAACAGUUUUGUUAAUAUGUUAUAUUGUAAAGAUCAUAAAUAUUUAUUGGAAAACUAGAUACACCCUAAAUUGGGGUCUUAGGAUCCUUCAAGAAGCGAGCCUACGAUUUCCUAAAAGGCCGGCAAUGCAUCUGAAGUUCCUCUGGUGUUGCGGAUGUCCAUGGGCGUCGCUGACCACUUCGGUGUUCUCGCCGCUCGUUUGCCCCCUUCUCAUAUAAAAAAAAUUAAUAAUGUAUCUUUUGUAGUCCUAAGUGUAUAGUCACUAAUUCUAGGAUUUAAGCGAUUGUCGACCUUUGGAAGGUCUCUAAGGAAUAUUAUUUAAAUUUUUACAUGAAUAAAAUAAAUAUCAUUUACUUUGUGAUAAUAUUGAUUGGUUUAAGCAUUUGUAAUUGUUGUUGACAACGAGAAAUGACAAUAAAUACUUAUUUUUAAUAAUA